GUUCCAGCACGGGGACUAUGUUUUUCGCGCGUAGUGAGAUACGACACGAUGAGUUAUCACGUCCAGGAAGUAAAUGGAAAUCAGCACAAAUCGUCAUCAACAAAUAUGUCAGAAAGUGCGGGUAGAAAGGGGUGGUUCUCACGUUGAUAUCCCAUAAUGCCACCUAUAGUGGUGCUGGCGGACAUUAGUUCAAACCUCACGGAUGACAGCCUUAGCAUCGACUACCUCCUCCCCAAUGGUAUUCUCAUUCCAAUCAAAACAAGUUUCUACAAGCCGUUUGAAAUCAUCAAACAGGAGUUGUGGACUGAGGCAGAGAAGUUCCCCCUGUUCAAGUUGUUGAAGAGAUCGGACAACUACUGCUUUGUGUGUGUCAACAUCAAUGGAGAGCGGGAGGAAAUACUAGAUGAGAGCCAGUGCCUACAUGAUGUACGACCAUACAGCGCCUUCCUUAAGCUGGUGGAGAGAGAGGGUGACGAGCGACACAAGACCCUUGUCAGGAAUAUCAACAGUCUCAUUGGGAAAGAUCCGCAGAAUGUGGAGGCGUGGCAGUCGGCAGAAGUGGCAGACUUCCGGUCCACCAUGAGGCAGAUGUGUGAGAAGAUUGUUCAGGACAGGAAUGAUAAGGGAUGGUUCGAAGCAUUGAUGUACAAAUUCCCUCCACGUCUGCGGCCCAAGGUGGAUCUCCCCAGCAAGAUCACAGACAAACUCAAUAACAACAUCAUGGUGGAAGUCGUCAUUGAAGAGUCCAAGAGCACAUUCACGAUCCGUCUGCCCGGCUUGUGUAGACCUUCCGAACUGAUCCAGUUGGUGCUGGUGAAGCUGUCUCGCUCCGGGAACCUCGUAUAUGAGCCGGAACAGUAUCUCCUCAAGUCCUUCGGUAUAGAGGAAUACAUAUAUGGCGUGAAAUAUCCCCUCCAACAAUAUAAGUAUGUGUACCAGUGCCUUGUGAAGAACACGGCCCCCCAGUUUCUGUUGGUUGCCAGGGAAACUGUUAUAGAUCCGAAGCCGGCUGUCCCUCCUCGUAAAGGUAGCAUAGCAAACUACUCACAAAUAUCAACGGACCGUCGCGGAGAGGACCUCUGUGUGUGGGACUUGAAGGAGCGGUACUACUUCACUGUCCGAGGGAUAAACAAAGUCCAGCUCCCUGAUGGUGCCAAGGUGAAGCUGUUCAUGGGUCUGUACCACGGAAGCGAGGCUCUCUGUGGCAUCAAGACCACAGACGAGAUGAUCGUACAAGAGGGAGUGUGUAACAUGAAGCUCGAUGUGACCUUUGACAUCGCUGCCCGAGACCUCCCCCAGAUGGCUCGCGUCUGCUACACUCUGUGUGCGACAGGGAAGAAGAAGGAUCAAACAGCAGUUGCAUGGGUGAAUGUAGCUGUAUUUGAUUUCCGCUCACGGCUGACCCGAGGUGACCGGAAUCUCCCAAUGUGGCCAUGGACUGAUGAGAUGCAGACUGAGGAGUUCCUGUACCCCAUUGGGUCUGUCACUCCCAACGCACAGGGCAACGAGGCCACAACACUUCUCAUCAAGUUCCCCGACUUCAACAUGAAGAACAACAUUCGCUACCCAGCAUUUGACAAGACUGAUCCCAGACACAUUUCACGGGUGCUUGAAUGUGCUGCCAAGAACAUGGAGCCGAGUGGAGCCCCUGGAUCCGCUAUGAUGAAAGUGAGCAAGUCCCACCUGGAGCAGCUGAUGAUGAUUGUCCAGAGGGACUCCCUCAUCCCGUUGUUUGAACAAGACAAGGAGCUUCUGUGGAUGAUGAGGUACGAGUGUUGCCACAAGUUUCCCCACGCUCUACCCAAGGUGCUCAGCUCCGUCAAGUGGAACAGUCACAUCGAUGUGGCCAAGAUGAUCGCAGUGCUGCAGACCUGGCCACAACUGGAUGUGGACUAUGCACUUCAACUACUGGACUUCAAUUACCCAGACAAGAACAUACGCAAGUUCGCUGUUAGUUGUCUGGAUAACACAGACACGUUCAGUGAUGAAGAGUUAUCCCGCUACCUGCUGCAGCUAGUGCAGGCGUUGAAGUACGAGACUCACCUGUGCUGCCCCCUGGUGGAGUUCCUGCUCACUAGAGCACUCGGCAACCAGCACAUCGGACAUCAACUCUUCUGGCUGCUCAAGUCGGAGAUGUACAACCCGUACGUGAGUGUACAGUACCGGCUCAUCCUGGAGGUGUACCUGGUGGCGAGCGGCGAGCAUAUGAUGGCGCUACACAAGCAGCAGGAAGCUCUCGGCAAACUCUGCGUCGUGAACGGGUUGAUCAAGAGUGAGCGAUACAACAUGGGUGAUCAGAAGUCCCAUGAGCAAGCCAAGAAGGACAUGCAGGCUGUACUCCAACAAAAGACCUACCAGGACAUCCUCUCCAACCUCUGCAGCCCUCUGUCCCCUCUCUUCAGGCUCAGAAGUCUAGACAUAGACAAGUGCAAGUUCAUGAAGUCGAAGAAGAGGCCUCUGUGGUUGGUGUGGAAGGAUGAAGCUGGUCAAGACAUGUCCCUUAUAUAUAAGAAUGGAGAUGAUCUGCGGCAGGACAUGUUGACACUGCAGAUGCUGGAGAUCAUGGACAACAUCUGGCAGUCAGAGGGCCUUGACCUUCGGAUGAACGUGUACCGUUGCCUAGCAACAGGACAAGAACAGGGUGUGAUCGAGGCAGUGGGUCAAUCUCAGACGAUUGCUAACAUACAAAAGUGGUUCAACAGAGGAGCCUUUGACAAGAAGGCAGUAUUUGAAUGGCUCAAGCACCAUCAUAAGACUCAGGAGUCACUGGACGAGGCAGUAGAGGAGUUCAUCCUGUCGUGUGCUGGGUACUGUGUCGCCACCUAUGUCCUGGGUAUCGGGGACAGACACAACGACAACAUUAUGCUCAAACAGUCUGGACAGUUAUUCCACAUUGAUUUUGGCCAUUUCUUGGGCAACUUCAAGAGCAAGUUUGGUGUGAAGCGAGAACGUGUUCCCUUCGUGCUCACGACACAUUUCGUCUAUGUCAUUCAGAAGGGCAAGAGCAACAACUCCGAGAACUUCAAAAGGUUCCAGAGUACCUGUGAGAAGGCGUAUCUGAUCCUCAGGAAGAAAGCUCCUCUCCUCUUCUCCCUCUUCCUCAUGAUGCUGUCGUCAGGGAUACCGCAGCUCACCUGCACCAAAGACGUAGACUAUCUGCGGGAAACUCUCAAACCAGAUCUCACCGACGAAGAAGCAAAGGCCCACUUCCAGACCAAGUUCCGAGAAGCUCUGGAAAAGAGUUGGACAACAAGCAUCAACUUUUAUAUUCAUCUCAUGGCCAACAACUAGAUGCAGAUUACUGACAGACAUGGUUCGGCAGUUGUGUUGUUCAUUCUUUGUAAGGAUACCAGUAUUACAGAGUUGCGAGUUCUUGGUGAUAAUGUUUACAGGAGGAAACAUGGUAUAUCGUGAUAUCAACAGAGACUUACCACCGGUUGCAGUUCUUCCAAAAAUAUUUUUGUCUUACUCACAAUAAGAUGCUGUAUCUUUUGAUAACGUCGACAACAAUAUCAUUGAUUUCAUCAAUCACAAGGUUUCAUUAGAUACUCAUUUCCCUGAUUACUGUAAAUCUUGAAAUUAACGCGAGCGUGAAUUAAAUGCGAAAAAUGAGAGUGGUCUUUGCUCGCAUUAUUAAACAUCGCAUUUAUAUCAACAAUAUGACAUUUUGGGUAGCAGAAAUACCA
This is a messenger RNA of Haliotis rufescens (red abalone), 3686 nucleotides long. RefSeq names its product phosphatidylinositol 4,5-bisphosphate 3-kinase catalytic subunit beta isoform-like. NCBI's taxonomy places the organism in Eukaryota, Metazoa, Mollusca, Gastropoda, Lepetellida, Haliotidae. The record is from RefSeq and is a predicted model, not a curated record. The coding region runs from base 157 to 3291 and encodes 1044 amino acids. Gene Ontology annotation, cellular component: plasma membrane; cytoplasm; phosphatidylinositol 3-kinase complex. Gene Ontology annotation, biological process: phosphatidylinositol-3-phosphate biosynthetic process; phosphatidylinositol 3-kinase/protein kinase B signal transduction; cell migration. The transcript has 26 exons. Gene Ontology annotation, molecular function: 1-phosphatidylinositol-4-phosphate 3-kinase activity; 1-phosphatidylinositol-3-kinase activity.